AUGUCUCUUGAUAACAGCAUCACUACCGAGGGCAACCCAUCAUGUCGCCGAUUGUCCAACGUUUCCGCCUCUCGGGCCGAUCUCUUUGGUGGCCCGAAUGUCCUGGUGCCUCCAAAACAUCUCAUGGCUUCCAGUGACGCCGCAGAAAUCGCCAUGGAGAUGGAAAUGGCCAAACAGCACUUAGAAGAUGAGAGCUCCUCAGCAGAGGCAUCUCCUCGAGCUGGCUCGCCUGUCACAACCCCUCUUAUUCCUGCCUCUACCACCACCACUGAUGAAUUUGCCUUGGCCUUCGAUAUUGACGGGGUCCUCAUUAGAGGCGGACAGCCCAUUCCCGCCGCUAUUGACGCCCUCAAGUACAUCAACGGAGCUAAUCCGUAUGGUAUCAAAGUUCCUUACAUUUUUGUGACAAACGGUGGUGGAAAGACAGAGGAGGAGCGAUGCAUAGAUCUCAGCCGACAACUUGAACUGGAAGUCUCUCCUGGCCAGUUUAUUUGCGGCCACACCCCCAUGAGGGAAAUGGCUGCCAAGUACAACACUGUUCUGGUUGUUGGAGGCGAAGGAGAGAAAUGCAGAGUUGUAGCUGAAGGCUACGGUUUUAAGGAUGUCGUCACCCCCGGAGACAUCAUCAAGACCCGGCACGACACCACUCCAUUCCGAAAACUGACCGAGGAGGAGUACAGGAACUCCAGAGUCCGAGAUUUCAGCAAGAUCCAAAUCGAAGCGGUCUUCGUCUUUGCCGAUAGCCGCGAUUGGGCUGGUGACCAGCAGAUCAUUCUGGACGUUUUGAUGUCCAAGAACGGCCGCCUGGACGAACGCUCCGAGACCUUCGACGAAGGCCCUCCCAUCUUUUUCUCCCACAACGACGUGGUUUGGUCAACUUCCCACGAACACUCCCGCAUUGGCAUGGGCGCCCUUCGUGCCUCCUUGGAAGCCCUAUAUAAAGCAGUGACCGGCAAGGAAUUGACCACGAUCGCCUUCGGCAAACCACAACUCGGAACCUUUGAAUUCGCCACCCGGCUCCUCCGUCAGUGGCGCAAAGAUACCCACAGCAUCGACAAUCCCCCUCAAACUGUGUAUUUUGUGGGCGAUACCCCCGAAUCGGACAUUCGUGGCACCAACGAGUUUAACGAGAUCAGCGAGGCCACCUGGUUCUCGAUCCUUGUCAAGACCGGUGUUUAUCAAGAGGGCACUAUUCCCCGCUACCCUCCUAAGAAAACUUGCGAGACCGUUCUCGACGCCGUCAAGUUCGCAAUCGAUCGCGAGCUUACUCAGAAGCCAACUCCAUCCGGAAAUGGGGCAGUCCGUAACUGA
This is a messenger RNA of Aspergillus ochraceoroseus IBT 24754, 1311 nucleotides long. Its product is annotated as phosphatidyl synthase. Gene Ontology annotation, biological process: glycerophospholipid biosynthetic process. The transcript is spliced from 2 exons. Gene Ontology annotation, cellular component: mitochondrion. The coding region runs from base 1 to 1311 and encodes 436 amino acids. The record is from RefSeq and is a predicted model, not a curated record. Lineage: Eukaryota; Fungi; Ascomycota; Eurotiomycetes; Eurotiales; Aspergillaceae.